Necator americanus (New World hookworm) is the source of this 375-nucleotide messenger RNA. RefSeq lists its product as uncharacterized. Bases 1 to 375 code for a protein of 124 amino acids. NCBI's taxonomy places the organism in Eukaryota, Metazoa, Nematoda, Chromadorea, Rhabditida, Ancylostomatidae. The record is from RefSeq and is a predicted model, not a curated record. The transcript has 5 exons.
AUGACCAGCCAAAAUGCACGAAAUUUUAUUGAACCACUUCUAAACAACUACGUACACACUUUCAAUUCUGGGAAUUUCGAUCAGAUGGCCAAAUUCUACCACAAAAAUUCUGUGAUGGUUGAGAAGGACAAAAGUGUGCUAUGGGGUCAAAAAGAUAUAGUAGCUUCACUUCUUGAAAUGGCAACUGUCUGCGGAAAAACGAGAAUGGAGAUUUCAAAUUCAAAAUACGAAGGAAUAGGAGAUUUCUACAAUGUGACUACAGACUUUGCAUUCCACACAGAAAAGAAUGGCAUACUUCAUGGAUCGUUUCUGCAGAUUUGGCGUCGAGAUUGUGAUGGCUACACUAUUUAUCAUGAUGAAUAUGAAAUGCACUAG